AUGGAUGGGACGCGUAUGCUGCUCGUUGACGUACCGCGAAAAUAUCGCUCAUCAAUGUUGCUGUCUUAUGGCGAAGGUCUUGUGAUACAUGGCAGCAAACUUGUGGCAAGAGCGAUCGAUCAUUCGUGGUUGCCAAUUCUGUCUGUGCUCAAUGCUGUGAACUCAAACAGGACUGAUUCUUCAAUUUCUCCUGGCUUCUGA
Pseudocercospora fijiensis CIRAD86 is the source of this 201-nucleotide messenger RNA. RefSeq lists its product as uncharacterized. Bases 1 to 201 code for a protein of 66 amino acids. The record is from RefSeq and is a predicted model, not a curated record. The transcript is spliced from 4 exons. Lineage: Eukaryota; Fungi; Ascomycota; Dothideomycetes; Mycosphaerellales; Mycosphaerellaceae.